Calliphora vicina (urban bluebottle blowfly) is the source of this 1464-nucleotide messenger RNA. Its product is annotated as GTP-binding protein Rhes. Lineage: Eukaryota; Metazoa; Arthropoda; Insecta; Diptera; Calliphoridae. The record is from RefSeq and is a predicted model, not a curated record. The transcript is spliced from 4 exons. Gene Ontology annotation, biological process: signal transduction. Gene Ontology annotation, molecular function: G-protein beta-subunit binding; GTP binding; GTPase activity. The coding region runs from base 1 to 1401 and encodes 466 amino acids.
AUGGAGGUCAAUAUGAUUCGUUGCAAAAAUUGGUUUUGCGCUCGCAGCAAUAACAAUGACUAUGCUGAGGUUCUAUUUGGUGAUAGCAAAUCCACAACACAAACUACAGCCGCAACAGCAACAACAACAACGGACACAACGACAACGUCCAACGUUGUGCGACAACAACAGCCGGCUAAUGGUAAACUAAGUGGAGCAGCAACAACAAUUGGCAAUAAUACAGCAGCAGCACAUGCAAUGCACAAUACAACAGCGACAACAGCAACUAUGGCUGCCUCAACAGGCGCUGCAGGAACCACAACAGCGAGUACAACGAGUGUCAACAAUAAUUGUAGUAGUGGUGCUGCUGGCUCAAGUGCCAAUACUGCUGGUUCGGGUUCACAUGUGGUUACAUUCUUGGAUGAUGUACCCAGUGGCAGUAAUGGUGUCGUUAAUACGACUACACGUUUAAUGAACAACAGCGAUCUGCAACAGCAGCAACAGCACUAUUAUGAUCAUCAUACGUCUGACGAUUUGGAUGCCUUAGAUACGGAUGAUUUUUUAGCCAAUCAUGUUGUCAGUUCGGCCAUGCUGUGUGAUGAUACACUACCAACUUCGAAAAACUGUUACCGUCUUGUGAUACUGGGCUCUUCACGUGUGGGCAAAUCAUCAAUAGUGGCACGUUUUUUGGGUAAUCGCUUUGACGAAGCUUAUACACCAACUAUUGAGGAUUUCCAUCGUAAAUUGUAUCGUAUACGUAAUGAGGUCUAUCAAUUAGAUAUUCUAGACACAUCUGGUCAUCAUCCUUUUCCAGCAAUGCGUCGUUUAUCCUUUCUGACGGGCGAUAUAUUCAUAUUGGUGUUCAGCAUGGAUUCUAGAGAGUCCUUCGAAGAGGUGGUACGUUUAAGAGAAAACAUACUGGAAACAAAAUGGGCAGCUCUUAAUCCAGGAUCGGGUUUCAAAAAGAAGGCUCUGCCCAAAAUACCAAUGAUACUGGCGGGCAAUAAAUGUGAUAAAGAACAAAGAACUGUACAAUUGGACGAAAUAAUGGGCUACAUUGCAGGACAAGACAAUUGCUGUGUCUUUGUUGAAUGUUCGGCUAAACAAAAUUUUCGAAUUGAUGAUCUUUUCUAUGCGCUUUUUACCGCCUCUAAUUUACCCCUCGAAAUGGCACCCAAUCACCAUCGCCGAGUUGUAACCGUAUUUGGAGCACCCUCACCACUUCCGCCACACUCAUCGACGGGUGGUUCGAAAAAGAAUGCCCUCUCCAUUAAGAGACGUUUUAGUGAUGCUUGUGGUGUGGUUACACCCAAUGCACGAAGGCCCAGCAUACGAACAGAUUUGAAUUUAAUGCGCUCCAAGACUAUGCAAAUGAGUGAAGGUGAUGGCAGUGUGGCACGUAAAAAAUGUGUAAUUAUGUAAAUUUCGUUUAACUAUAACAAAAAAAAACAAGAAUUAAACUCUAAUUAAAUAAAAACCAAAACC